Molecule: messenger RNA, 744 nt
Organism: Purpureocillium lilacinum
Lineage: Eukaryota; Fungi; Ascomycota; Sordariomycetes; Hypocreales; Ophiocordycipitaceae
Source: RefSeq, a predicted model, not a curated record
AUGAGUCCCAUGGACGGCGGAUCUCACAGCAUCCCGAGCGGGUGUUGGAGGUCCAACGUAUUCGGCGGCGACGGAUAUCUUGUUGCGUUACCCUCAACAGGUGGCGUCGUGUUCCUCAAAAACCCGUCGGCCGUAGAUCUUCAACAUCUCGGGCUACCGAACACGCACGAUACCGCGCGGGCGCCGGAUGAAGACGAUAACAUCGCCUCUCGUAUGGUCCAGCUUGGCGCACAGUGGUGGCCGAACUGGGAUUUGUACUUUCGGCAUAGGAGCAGAAUUGAUACCGGAAUUUUCUACGACUAUCAUUUCCCUUCGAAGGUACACGUUGCCUUCCCGACGACAGGAGGUGUGUGGGUAGCAAACUUCACGCAAGAUGCACUGCAGCAUCAGUACGAUGAAGAUAAAGUCUGUCAGCCUUGGCUUCCGCAUGCACCGGAUCUAUUCGAUGUUAGAAUGCGAUAUGCUUUGACCAUGGACGAUAAGUCUGAAGUGAUGAAGGAUAUGGGCGCUACGUUUUACAUAUCUGCCGAUGAGGUUCCUGGCCUCGCAAAGACUGUAGAUGCUGCCAUUAGCUUGUUCGAGCCGUUCAGGGAGCGAUUGGAACACAUGGAGGAUAGUGGCUAUAGGAGGCGACUUUGCACUGAUUACAUGUACGAGGAUGAGGAUGAGGAUGAGGGCACGGUGAAUGAGCAGCCUGACAGGCCGAGAUGGGGGAUAGGGUGGGUCUUUCAUGAAUUCCGUUAA